Messenger RNA from Gamsiella multidivaricata, 1594 nucleotides. RefSeq lists its product as uncharacterized. The annotation marks the transcript as partial. The record is from RefSeq and is a predicted model, not a curated record. The transcript is spliced from 2 exons. Lineage: Eukaryota; Fungi; Mortierellomycota; Mortierellomycetes; Mortierellales; Mortierellaceae.
GGCUUUCUUCUUUCGGACAAGGACAAAUAGACUCUCCAUUCUUCUCUUUCCCCAUUCUUCUUUCCAUUCUUCCCAUCACUUGACACUUCUCUUCCAUCACCCUUCCAAAAGAAAAAAGCGAACCUUUGAACCAAAGACAUUCGUUAUUACUUCCUGUAUCAAAGCACUCUCGUUAUUCCAUCACGAUCUUUUUUUUCCCUUACUCUUCCUUCCAAACUUCCUACGAGUCUCUCUGAUCUCUCUGACGUUCAAGAAGCAACACCUUUUGUCCUAUACUUUCUCAAACUGUUAUCAAAAUGGAGACAAUAUACGGUAUCCAGGUCGACACUGAUAGCCUGCGUGAGGCGCAUGAGCGUCAGAAGCGCUUGCACCAGCAACCACAACAACAACAACAACAACAACAACAGCAACGACCCUCCCCUUCGGUCGUGGGAGAUUUCACAAAGACCUAUUCUGGCCCAGCAACGUUGAAGAGUCCACCGGAACCGACGGUAGUGGCUCGAUCGACCUCGACGUCUGCGAUCCCCUCAUCCGGGGCGUUGGAUAAGAAGGCUAGAGCUAGUGGAACAGAAAUGGGGAUACCGAAAAAAUCGCCCGCGGCGACGGUUACGGGAGCGUUGGGGGUCUCGGGUUCGCAUACACCGCCACCGCACCAUUUUCAUGCAUCGAGUGGUGCUGCGACGUCGCCGUUCCUGGCCGCGGUUGGGUUGCAUCACCAUCAACAGCAGCAUCAACAGCAGCAGCAGCAGCAACAGCAGCAGCAAGGAGGAGGAGGAGCGGGGGCAGGACAGAUCCGAUCAGCGACUCAUUCGCCGUCGUUUAUGACCCGAUCCGCGAGUCAUUCUCCGGGUUUUUUGACCUCGACAUCCACGACCCAUUCCCCGGCGUUCUUGCCAAAGUUUUAUGAUCUUGAGCAUCAUGGGCAUACUGGGAGGUUGUCGAACGCGAUCCCAUGGUUGGCUUUACCGGGGACUGCGACGCCUACGGGAUUGAUGAGCAGCAAUGGCAGUCGAGCUCAGAGUCCGAGUCUGUUUGGACGACGGAGGUCGGAUGGAGGAGCGGCGCCGACUGAAUUGGGGGCGGCGGCGGCGGCGGCGGGGACAUUGGAAUUGGGGCGUGAGAAGCAGCAUCUGCAACAGAAGUAUGGAGCAUUUGAGUUGAUGUUGGGACUGGAACAGCAGCAACAGCAUCAUCAGCAUCCGCUGCAGCUGCAGCAUCAGCAGCAGGAGCAGCAGGAGCAUUCGUUGGUGCGUCCACAGCAACAGCAGAAUCCGCAGUCGCAUCCACCACAUCCUUUGGCAGCUUAGGGUUUAGGGUUGAGGACCCAAACUAGGAGAACCGACACCCUGUUGAUGACGACAAACGACGUUUAAGAAAAAAAAAAAAAAAAGAAGGAAAAGAAGAAAGAAGAAGAAGAAGAAGGAGGAAAAGAAGGAGAAGAAUGCUUCUGUUUGUACAUAUUUUUUUUGAAUUAUUAUUAUUAUUAUUUUUGCAUGUUCUACGCUUCCCUACUCUUCUACCCUUUUUGCUUCACGAAAAUGACCCAUGUUAGCAAUUUGCUUCAGUCGCAUACACACUGCCCUUUUUUUUUUUU